AGAACAAACAGGAGACACAGGUCUUACCACUCCAAUGGCGACCACCACUAUGUCCCUCUCCUCCUCGACUUAUGCUGGAAAGGUAGUGAAGAAUCUACCAUCUUCCACACUUUUUGGCGAGUCCCGCAUUACGAUGCGCAAGACUUCAGCGAAGGCUAAGCAGGUCUCCUCUGGAAGCCCAUGGUACGGUGCCGACCGCGUGCUCUACCUUGGUCCACUCUCAGGUGAGCCCCCAAGCUACCUGACUGGUGAGUUCCCAGGUGACUAUGGCUGGGACACCGCUGGACUUUCCGCCGACCCCGAGACUUUCGCGAAGAACCGGGAGUUGGAGGUGAUCCACAGUCGCUGGGCCAUGCUCGGGGCACUGGGUUGUGUCUUCCCUGAGCUGCUCGCCCGCAAUGGCGUCAAGUUUGGCGAGGCUGUCUGGUUCAAGGCCGGCUCCCAGAUCUUCAGUGAGGGUGGCCUCGACUACCUAGGCAACCCUAGCCUCGUCCAUGCACAAAGCAUCCUGGCUAUAUGGGCCUGUCAGGUUGUACUCAUGGGUGCCGUUGAGGGGUACCGCGUUGCCGGUGGCCCACUUGGUGAGAUCAUUGACCCGCUCUACCCAGGUGGAAGCUUCGAUCCUCUUGGCUUGGCCGAUGACCCCGAGGCAUUUGCCGAGCUAAAGGUCAAGGAACUCAAGAACGGUCGCCUCGCCAUGUUCUCGAUGUUUGGCUUCUUUGUUCAAGCCAUCGUCACCGGCAAGGGCCCACUAGAGAACCUUGCUGACCACAUUGCUGACCCGGUCAACAACAACGCAUGGGCAUUCGCCACAAACUUCGUCCCCGGCAACAUUAAAUUUGCCGGCUCCCAGAUCUUCAGUGAGGGUGGCCUCGACUACCUAGGCAACCCUAGCCUCGUCCAUGCACAAAGCAUCCUGGCUAUAUGGGCCUGUCAGGUUGUACUCAUGGGUGCCGUUGAGGGGUACCGUGUUGCCGGCGGCCCACUUGGUGAGAUCAUUGACCCGCUCUACCCAGGUGGCAGCUUUGAUCCUCUUGGCUUGGCCGACGACCCCGAGGCAUUUUCCGAGCUAAAGGUCAAGGAACUCAAGAACGGUCGCCUCGCCAUGUUCUCGAUGUUUGGCUUCUUUGUUCAAGCCAUUGUCACCGGCAAGGGCCCACUAGAGAACCUUGCUGACCACAUUGCUGACCCGGUCAACAACAACGCAUGGGCAUUCGCCACUAACUUCGUCCCCGGCAAAUAACUGAAGUCUCUAGGAGACUAUCGGCCCAGUGAACUGUGAUGUUGUGUAGUCUUGUUUGUACAACCACGAUGUAAAUUAUGAGAAUUUUAUGUAAAGUGCGAGAUUCUCCCACUA
Messenger RNA from Lolium rigidum, 1357 nucleotides. Its product is annotated as chlorophyll a-b binding protein of LHCII type 1-like. The record is from RefSeq and is a predicted model, not a curated record. Gene Ontology annotation, biological process: response to light stimulus; photosynthesis, light harvesting in photosystem I. NCBI's taxonomy places the organism in Eukaryota, Viridiplantae, Streptophyta, Magnoliopsida, Poales, Poaceae. Gene Ontology annotation, cellular component: chloroplast thylakoid membrane; chloroplast envelope; plastoglobule. Bases 35 to 1243 code for a protein of 402 amino acids. The transcript is spliced from 3 exons.